Bipolaris sorokiniana ND90Pr is the source of this 1176-nucleotide messenger RNA. RefSeq lists its product as uncharacterized. The record is from RefSeq and is a predicted model, not a curated record. Gene Ontology annotation, biological process: regulation of transcription by RNA polymerase II. Bases 1 to 1176 code for a protein of 391 amino acids. The transcript has 2 exons. Gene Ontology annotation, molecular function: DNA-binding transcription activator activity, RNA polymerase II-specific; zinc ion binding. NCBI's taxonomy places the organism in Eukaryota, Fungi, Ascomycota, Dothideomycetes, Pleosporales, Pleosporaceae.
AUGAAGUCGCGCAAGCCACACAAAAAAUCCCGCAAUGGUUGUCUGCCUUGCAAGGCUCGGCAUGUGAGGUGUGACGAACUGAAGCCUAUAUGCAUCAAUUGUGAUAAAUAUGGUUCGCAAUGUGAAUAUCUCACACAGAAAGGGCGAAUUGCCUCCGAAGUUGCACCUGUGUCAACACCUUCAUCGGCUGAGGUUUCCGAUUUCCACGCUGCAGGACAAAAUGCAGUGUCCAUUGAAUCUCAGCCAGACCUGAAUAUGGCUCAUCUUCGUCUUCUCCAUCACUUUACCACGGUAACCGCUCGAACGAUAUCACUAGAGCCAGGGUCCGAAAAGAUUCUUCAGUCAUAUAUGAUCAAUAUCGCGUUCGAGUUUCCAUUCCUUAUGCACGCCGUAUUAGCUCUAGCUGCUCUGCAUCUGAGCAGGCUUGAUCAGUCGCUGAAGGAGGAGUGCUUACGCCAGGUCGAAUGUCAUCACGAUGCUGCGCUUGCUCAUUUUCGGAAUGAGGUCCACAACGUUGAGGAAUCCAACUUCCAAGCGGUGCUCCUUUUCACAUUCAUCAUGUUCCCCUUUACGUGGGCACUUCACAUUCAUCUUCAGGACGACCCGGAAUACAUACUGGACAGCAUCAUUCAGAAUAUUAGUCUUACAAGAAGCACGCGUCCACUCGCCAUCAAGUUCUACCAACCUAUGUUGCAUUCCGAGAUAGGCCGCCUCGUUCCACGAGAUACGCAUGAGACCGACUGGGAGCAUGAACUCCGACCAGCGGAGACUGAACUCAUCCAAUUGAGGAUGUUUUCGGAGGCUAUCCAGCAUGUAUAUCCACCCGAUAUCAACGAAGCUUACUCGAAAGCAAUCCAGCUGUUGGAGAAAAUAUUCGCAGCAUCGUCUCGUUUCGGCACUGCACCAUCCGAUUCAUUGUUGAAAAUCUGGGCUCAUUUCAUAACCCCACGCUUCAUAGAGCUUCUUAACGAUCGGCAACCUGGCGCCUUGAUCAUCUUUGCGCAUUACGCUGUUCUCUUCUACAGGGCUCGGCAUUAUUGGUUCUUUGAGGGGGUUGCACAGCAAAUACUCCACAUUGCCGACGUCCUGGUCCCCAGCGAAUGGAAGUCUUGGUUGGAUUGGCCUAGAGAGCAAAUUGGGGCUGCAAACUCCCCGAUGGGACCGGUUAAUGUUUAA